AUGACAGCAGGUGAUUUGGCACAAGGAUUCCUUGGGAACUGUUGGCUGGUGGCCAGUAUUGCAGCCAUCGUGAAGCAACCCACCUGGAUCCGGAAGCUCUUCGUGGAAGCCGACUUGGUGGCAGGUCGCUUUGUAAUCCAGCUCUUCGAUAUGGCCUCAGGCCGAUGGGAGCUGGUCGAAGUGGACGAUUUCGUGCCUUGCACGCUGGAGGAUGACUGGUCCGAGAUUCCUUACACAGAACAGGAGGAUGGAACUCGAGUUUACAACUACCAAGACAUCUAUACCGCUCAAGGCACAAAACGGCUCCGGAAGAAGUGGCUGCCAUUGUUUGGAAGGCCAAAUGGGCGGCAAGUCUGGGCCCUUGUUCUAGAGAAGGCCAUGGCCAAGUUCGUCGGAUCUUACGCCCAUUUGUCCGGAGGUACGGAACCCUUCGCCUUUAUGGCGCUUACCGGAUUUCCACUGGUGUAUGUCUUCCAGCGCCCUGCAGUUGACAAAGCCGAGACUGCAGCGAUGCCGAACCACUGGCAAUGGCGGGGUGCGCAGUAUGCGGGCCGCAGUUCCACGGGUGUGGGCUCAGAAGCUUUGCCGGUGCCCGAUGACUUGUUAGAUGAAGAGUUGUGGGAGAAGUUGCUGCAGUACAUGGCAAGACGAUGUCCAGUCACAAGCUCCAUCACUCGCUACCCUGCGGUGAAAUCUGCACUGGACUACUAUCGACCCGAUGGCUUGAUUUCGGGCCAUGCCUAUGCACUGCUGGAAGCACGAGAAGUGCAACUGGUCCACGAGGGCCGGCGCCUUCGCUUGGUGGCACUGAAGAACCCGCACGGGGACUGGCGUGCCGAAGGAGGCGCCUGGUCCUGCACCUGGAUGGGUGACUGGGGCCAUGAUUCGCCGUUGUGGCGGAAACAUCCGGAGGUGGCCAGGCAGCUUGAACGUGCCGGUGCCAUGGUGUCGCUGCAGCCAGGCGACGUCAGCCCUAAAAGUCCUACCAGGGCAACGCAGAUGUCUGAAUCGUGCUUUUGGAUGCCAUGGGACAGCUUCAAGCUCACCUUUGACAAGUUGUGUGUCAUGCCCAAGCCCUUGAGUGGCGAUCCAUCAGUGGAUUUGACCACACCUGCCACCAUUCCUACCGUGCGGCGCGAUGCGCAGACGGAUGCCGUUGGCGAUGACCUGUGCCCCAGCCUCUCCAAGUUGGCCUCCCUCAAUUUGAGCAGCUGGGCUGUCUUCUUGCUUUGGGCUGCUGCGGCAUCGUCGAAGGUCGCAGUGAAGCAAAAGCCGCAGGCGGUACCGGCCAAGCACGUGACCAUGGAGGAGUUUUAUCAACGACCCUACUGCAACACCAGCACCCGGGACAUGUACAACUGCGUUGGAAAGCCUUAG
Cladocopium goreaui is the source of this 1377-nucleotide messenger RNA. Lineage: Eukaryota; Dinophyceae; Suessiales; Symbiodiniaceae. The record is from the annotation of a GenBank genome assembly.